Moneuplotes crassus is the source of this 2495-nucleotide messenger RNA. Lineage: Eukaryota; Ciliophora; Spirotrichea; Euplotida; Euplotidae. The record is from the annotation of a GenBank genome assembly.
GAUUCUUGAGAAUCAAUAAUUUGGUCAUAACCAAAUUGUAUAGGGCACAUAUUGACGGUAGGGAUUUAUCCCCAACUGCCAUGAUUUCAGCUGAUGACUCUACACUGUACUUCACUGCCAAAAGUGGAGCAGAAGCCGUCAUCUGCACUUUUGAUACAUCAGCAUACAAUACCAAUUGAUUCGGAACUGGUACAUCUUCUCCAGCAGGACUUCUGGCAAUUAGCAACACAAGAGUUGGAUUCUUUGGAGUUGACACUGCGACUGAUAAGGGAUGUUUGAUAAACAUCAAUCCCUUGGUCUCUCCUCCAACAGUGAACUGGCAAAAGUUUUUAGUUUUUCCUAAUUCAAUUGCAGCAAUUAUGAAUAAAGGAGCAGCCACAACUAAUACUGAUAACACAAAGAUUUAUGGAGCCCUUCCUAUUGGUGGGAGUGCUUCAACCACCUUAUUGGUCUUUGUUGUUCUUGAAGAAUCAACUGGGAACUUAAUUGGAGAUUCAUUAGUUUCUAAUGCUGUGUGCACUAAAGUUGAUGCUAUUUACUAUUUCUUGGAUAAAAUCUAUGUUAUUGGACAGUUCCCAGAUUCAAGAAUACUUGUAUUUGAUGAAAUACAAUCUCGCUUUACUAAUAUAUACCAGAGCACAGGUGCGACAUAUCGAGGAGUGACCUCUGACACUGUAUCAGGAAGACUACGAUUCAUGGGAGGGAAGAGCAAUAACCCGAUUAUUUACAAAGUAUUCCCAGAGAACUUGAUUAAUAAUGGGGAGUUUACUUACUCAAAUUUGGAUAUGACUUCGGCAACGAGGUAUUAUGAGUUUGAAGAUAGAACUUACUCUUAUGGUGCUGCUGUGGGUCAAAGUAAUAGUGGAGCAGCUGGACACCCAAACGUUGCGAAUACAAUAACACCAACUAUUUUAUGGCAAACUACUGUGAAUAGGUUUGAAGACCCAAUCACUCUUGACCUUGACAAGAGUGCUUCUUUUAAUGAAUCUUUAAAUAUUACUUGUUCGAUCGGAGGUACUCCAACUAUCACCUAUUCUUUCACACCUGUUGAUACUGUGAGUAAAACAGAAUGGUUGACUUUUAAUGAGACUAGCUUUACACUCUCUGGAACUUCAGAUUUCACUGCAGAUGAUCAAGUCCAUAAAUAUGUUGUAACUUCAAACUGGUCUGGUACUCCUUCUGGAAGCUCAGAAACUUAUAUUACAUUGAAUGUUAAAUCAGGAGAAGCUACGACUGCAGGAGCUGUUGCAACAGCUGCAGCUCAGGCUCAGGUUGGGAUAGCUGCAGGGAUAGCAGUAGUCAAUGCUGCUGUAGCUGGAAAUCCUCCAACCUCUCUAUGGUCUCUUCUCCAACAGCUCCAGAUGAUUUUGUUGGUAAUGAUUAUUGAUGAGUACACUCCUGCAGAUAUUAAUGAAUUUUUAGAAGGAGUGUCCUUUGCAUUAUUCAACUUUGAUUUCCUUCCGGCUGGAGAUGCACCUCUCUUUGAAACACCUCUAGAUUGGCUGGACUUUGGAGAGCCUAGUGAAAAGAUACAGACUCUUGGCAUUGAGUCAAUAAGCACUUUGGUUAACAACUUUUCUUUCUUGUUCACGUAUCUGUGCAUAAUGUUGAUACACUUUGUGUUGAAGAUAAUGCCAUGGUUCAAGCAAAAGAAUCAUCCUAAUUGAAUUAUUAGAAAUAUAUCGAAGAUUAGAGAAAAAGUAAUAGACACUAUCUUCUAUGCUACCUAUGCAAGAAUGCUUCUUGAAGCCCAUGAAAUUUUAGCAAUGACCGCCGUUGUUGAAAUUAAAGAGCUAGAUUUUUCAUCUGCUCCAGCAAUAGUAUCUUAUUUGAUUUCUUGGGUUUAUCUAUUUCUCUGUUUAGUCAUUCUGAUUGCUGCUUUUUAUCUAUUCUACAUAAAUAGAGAAGAUUAUGACCCAGAAAAGAAAACCCCUACUAUGGAGUUCUUUGAAGGACUUAAGAAUACUAAAUGGGCGAGGUUCUACACAUUCUUACUUUUACUUAGAAGAAUGAUAUUCGUGCUUACUGUGAUCUUUUUGCUUGGAAAUGUAGACAGAAAUAUAAUAUACUCAGUCCUCCUCAUCAAUCAAGUAUCAUACUGUUGCAUCUUUAUUUACCUGAGACCCUUUGAAGAACUCCAAGACAACAUCAUUGAAUCAGUCAACGAGGUUUUCUUAACAGCAAUUAUCUGCUACUUGUUCGCAAUGACAAGUGAAGAAAAAUGGACUGACUCAACUACCACUGGGUUCAUGAAUUUCUUGAUCUUCAAUUGCUUCAUUAUUAUAGGUAUCAUGUUUUACUUCAUGUUUGCUAAUGUUAUCACUAAGAUCAGAGAGUGAAAGAGCAAGAAAGCAUCAGAAUCAUUUAGCCAUUUGUCAGUUCAAGAGGAGGAAAGAGCUGAGACGGAAAACAAGGUGAUGAAGUCUAAGGAAGAAGAGCAGCACUAUGAAGAUAAUGAAGAUAAUGAAGCUAAUGAAGCUAAUGACGAACCUUAA